Triticum turgidum subsp. durum (durum wheat) is the source of this 936-nucleotide messenger RNA. NCBI's taxonomy places the organism in Eukaryota, Viridiplantae, Streptophyta, Magnoliopsida, Poales, Poaceae. The record is from the annotation of a GenBank genome assembly.
AUGGCGACGGGGGCGCAGUGGGUGCUGACGGCCACGGGGCGGUCGCCGACCAACAUCGCCGUGAUCAAGUACUGGGGGAAGCGGGACGACGCGCUCAUCCUCCCCGUCAACGACAGCAUCAGCGUCACCCUCGACCCCGACCACCUCUCCGCCACCACCACCGUCGCCGCCAGCCCCGCCUUCCCCUCCGACCGCAUGUGGCUCAACGGCAAGGAGAUUGCGUUGUCAGGCGGGAGGUUUCAGAGCUGCCUGAGGGAGAUCCGGAAGCGGGCUCGUGACGUCGAGGACGAGAAAAGGGGGAUCAAGAUCAAGAAAGAGGACUGGGAGAAGUUGCACGUCCACAUAGCGUCUUACAACAACUUCCCGACCGCUGCCGGUUUGGCCUCUUCGGCCGCUGGCUUUGCUUGUCUUGUUUUCACCCUCGGAAAGCUAAUGAACGUGAAUGAAGAUUAUGGAGAACUUUCUUCAAUAGCAAGGCAGGGGUCUGGAAGUGCAUGCCGCAGUACAUAUGGUGGAUUUGUGAAAUGGUGUAUGGGAAAAAAUGAUGAUGGAAGUGACAGUAUGGCAGUACAGCUUGUUGACGAGUCGCAUUGGGAUGAUCUUGUUAUAAUCAUAGCAGUGGUCAGUUCAAAGCAGAAGGAAACCAGUAGCACCAGUGGGAUGCGGGACACUGUCGAAACAAGCCCCCUCUUGCAGUACAGGGCCCAGACUGUAGUGCCAGGUCGCAUAUUGAAAAUGGAAGAGGCCAUCAAGAAUCGUGAUUUUGAAUCCUUUGCCAGGUUAACUUGUGUAGAUAGCAACCAGUUUCAUGCUGUAUGUUUGGACACGAGUCCUCCCAUCUUCUACAUGAAUGAUACGUCACACAGGAUAAUUAGCCUUGUGGAGAAGUGGAACCACUCGGAAGGAACCCCACAUGUAUAUUCUGUUCCUGUUUAA